Tripterygium wilfordii is the source of this 687-nucleotide messenger RNA. RefSeq lists its product as uncharacterized. Bases 1 to 687 code for a protein of 228 amino acids. The transcript has 3 exons. NCBI's taxonomy places the organism in Eukaryota, Viridiplantae, Streptophyta, Magnoliopsida, Celastrales, Celastraceae. The record is from RefSeq and is a predicted model, not a curated record.
AUGGUGAAGGGUCAGAGCAGCUCCAACGGUACCCUCAAAUUAGAGAAAAUACCAUUUUGGGGGACCACUUUUGAUUUUGAUUGCUCCAACCGGUCCCUCAUAUUCACCCGCAAAAUAAGGAAACUCUCACAUCUUGAUCAAAGUUGGGGAGACUCCACUCUCCCUCAAAACAUUAAAAAUUAUUAUUUUCUCUUUCCUUCCUAUUUUCUCUCCAUCUUCGCGCGACCUUGCUCCUCUCCUGACCUAGAUCGGCACCACCACUUAGAUCGGCACCAUCAAAGCUUUCGUAACUAUCGCCUGCCUCUGCGCUUUCCUCCUCUCUCCCAUCACCUUGAAGCAUUUGACCAGAUGGAUUCGCAAAACAGUUCAUACUUCACCAGCCUAUUAAGUGGAGGAUCAAGUACCGAUGAUCCCUUGUUUACCCAAGAUUAUGGUGACGUUAAUGAGUAUAGUCCCAAUGUGCCUCAAGUCACCAAUACCCCUUCCAAUACCUCUUCCAUUGCUAGGAAGAAUCAACGGGGAUCCAACUUUGCUAUAGAUGAUGAUAUGAUGCUCAUUUCGGCGUAUUUAUUUUAUCUGACACUGUUUAUGAAAACAGUAUCCCAUACUGUUUCACUAAAAUUGAUUACACUCGAGGAAAAGAGGAACCGCCUCUCAUUCAAUAUCCAUCUAUUAGAAACCAACUAA